This is a messenger RNA of Mya arenaria, 414 nucleotides long. RefSeq names its product defensin gallicin-like. NCBI's taxonomy places the organism in Eukaryota, Metazoa, Mollusca, Bivalvia, Myida, Myidae. The transcript has 5 exons. The record is from RefSeq and is a predicted model, not a curated record. The coding region runs from base 126 to 356 and encodes 76 amino acids.
GUUUAUUUUGCACACGGCUCUCUUUGUUCGUCUGUAUAUAAUGCAUUGCAAUUGUCGUCCGUCGUCUUAAAUUUGUAACGGAACGGCUGAAUUCAAAUAAAAGGACUCUUUAACAGUGAAGCAGGAUGAAAACAAUGAUUCUGAUCGUACUUGUUUGUUCUCUGGUGGCUGUCCUUGCAGCACCCAAGGCAAAACGUCUGGCAUGUGCUGCGGGUGAAUUAGGCUGCGCCGCCUACUGUGCUACUCGAGGGAAUUUUCAAGGAGGCUGUUGCGGAAAAGAGUACACGAACUGUCACGGCACAUGCUACUGCAACGGGUCUGGCCUCGAAUACCGUUGCUACAACUGCGACCUGUGACCUGAAAACAGCAUGAAUUUCCUAAUGGAGUCAUAACGAAUAAAUAUCGUGACAUAAA